AUGGCGGAGUCCGACUUCCUCCUCCCCGUGGACUCGGAGCACAAGGCGUGCAUCUUCCGGCCCUACUUCUUCACUGGCGUGCACAUGAGGGCCUUCCACGCCUCGUGGAUGUCCUUCUUCACGUCCUUUCUGUCCACGUUCGCACCGGCCGCCCUGGCGCCCGUGCUCCGCGAGGACCUCAACCUCAACAAGGAGGACCUGACCAACGCAGGGAUCGCCGCCGUGACGGGCACGAUCGCCGCCCGCAUCGCCAUGGGCACCGUGUGCGACACCGUGGGCCCGCGCUUCGGCCAUGCCUUCCUCAUGCUCCUCAGCGCCCCGGCCGUCUUCAGCAUGGCGCUGGUGACCAACCCUGCGGGCUACAUCGCCUGCCGGUUCGUGAUCGGCCUGUCGCUGGCCACCUUCGUGGCCUGCCAGUUCUGGUCGUCCGUCAUGUUCAACGUCAAGAUCGUCGGCACCGUGAACGCCACAGGCGCCGGCUGGGGCAACCUGGGCGGAGGCGUGACCCAGAUCGUGAUGCCACUGAUCUUCGCCGCUAUCAAGACGAGCCAGGAGCCCUUCACGGCGUGGCGCUACGCCUUCUUCGUCCCCGGGUGCAUGCACAUUAUGGUGGGCACGCUGAUCCUGACGGUGACCCAGGACCUGCCUGACGGCACCUACUCCGCGCUGCGCAAGAAGGGCGCCAUGAACAAGGUGGACAACAAGGUGUUCUGGAUCGGCGCGAAGAACUACAGGAUGUGGGUGCUGACAAUCACCUACGGCUACUGCUUUGGCGUGGAGCUGACGAUGAACAACAUCGUGGUGCAGUACUUCUUCGACCAGUUCGACCUGUCGCUCAGCCUGUCCGGCCUGCUGGGGUCCAUGUUCGGGCUAAUGAACAUCUUUGCGAGGUCCAUCGGAGGGCUGACGUCCGACUGGGCGGCCAAGAGGUGGGGCAUGCGCGGCAGGCUGUGGGCGCUGUGGCUGCUACAGACCGCGGAGGGUGGCCUGGCGGUGGUGAUGGGCCUCAUGCACAACUCACUGGGCGCCACCAUCGUCACCAUGGUCCUCUUCAGCACCUUUGUGCAGUCGGCGGAGGGCGCCAGCUACGGCGUGGUGCCAUUCGUCUCCAAGAGGGCACUGGGUAUUGUGUCGGGUUUCGUCGGUGCUGGCGGCAACGCUGGGUCAUCGGUCACUCAGGCCAUCUUUUUCAAGGACUCCGAGCUGGAGACCUAUGAGGGCAUCUCCUUCAUGGGUGUGAUGGUCAUCGGCGUAACGCUGCUUGUGUGGCUCGUCUACUUCCCCAUGUGGGGUGGCAUGUUCUGCGGCCCCAAGGAGGGCUUCACAGAGGAGGACUACUACCUCGGCGAGUACACCAAGGAAGAGAUCGCUGCGGGCAUGGCCAACGCCUCUGCCAAGUUUGCUGCAGAGUCGCGUUCCCAGCGGGGUCUGAAGGCUCUGGCCACUGCUGAAGAAAAGCCAGGCAAGGAAGUGGAUGACACUGCCCACGCCGCAGCUGUGGAGGGCAAGGUCUAA
This is a messenger RNA of Ostreobium quekettii, 1515 nucleotides long. NCBI's taxonomy places the organism in Eukaryota, Viridiplantae, Chlorophyta, Ulvophyceae, Bryopsidales, Ostreobiaceae. The record is from the annotation of a GenBank genome assembly.